Messenger RNA from Daucus carota subsp. sativus, 2263 nucleotides. Its product is annotated as protein trichome birefringence. Lineage: Eukaryota; Viridiplantae; Streptophyta; Magnoliopsida; Apiales; Apiaceae. Gene Ontology annotation, molecular function: O-acetyltransferase activity. The record is from RefSeq and is a predicted model, not a curated record. The coding region runs from base 185 to 1966 and encodes 593 amino acids. The transcript is spliced from 5 exons. Gene Ontology annotation, cellular component: Golgi apparatus.
AAGCAUCUUCCACUAGUAUUCACUAAAACUGUCAUCUUUUAAAUUUUGUAUAAUGCAAUUCUAUUUCUAUGUAAAAUACACACAAACAAAUACUGCUCUCUGUUCUCUCUUUUGUAGAGAAGGCCUUUGAGGAGUUGCUAACACUGAAGCUUGAGGGAUCUGCAGAAGCUGUUCAUAAUUUCAAAUGGCAGAUACAGCAAAGCUAUAUUCACCAAGAAAUGAGCUCAAAUCUCUAUUUUAUUUUUCAAGAACCAAAAAAUCUGUGUUUUUAACUUAUGUUUUCACUUUUUCUUUCAUUCUUUUCACUCUUUUCUUGGCCUUUAAUCCCAACCCUGCAAAUUCUUACUCUUCUUCUACAAUUUGGUUCAAGAACAUCUUUAAUGGCCUCACAUCUUCAUAUCAAAAUGUAAGUACUUUUUCUGCAAAUACUUCACAAAUACUUGUCCAUAAUUCUACUGUUCUUGAGCAAGAACCAUUAAUUGUGAAAACCCAGAAUCUGAAUUUUGAACUUGAUGGAAAAGUUGGAAACUUUACACAAAAUGUUACUAUUGAGCCUUCAGAAGUUAAAAAUGGGACUCAAAAUGAAGGGUUGCUUCAUAAAGCUGGAAUCUUUAAGCCAAAUAUAACCACAAUUGAGGUUCCACAAUCUGAGGAAGAGGUGAAAAAUCAGACCCUUAAGAAAGGCUUGGUUGAUAGAGCUGCAAUCUCGGAGCAAAGCUCAGGAGAGUUGAAUAAAAAUGUGAGUUCAGCAGAGGAACUUACAGGGCAUGGAGAUGAAAGAACUGAAGAAAAAGGGGUGGUCACCAAUUUAAGUACUUCUUUAUUAGAGAAAGAAAGAAAAGAGGUUCUUUCUGGUGAUUCGGAGAAAUCGAAAACUGAUAAGAUGAUGGAGGAGCUGAUGAAUUGUGAUCUUUUUGAUGGAGAGUGGGUGAAAGACGAUUCAUAUCCAUUGUAUAAACCUGGUUCUUGUUCACUAAUUGAUGAACAAUUCAAUUGUUUUCGUAAUAGUAGGCCUGAUCAAGAAUAUCAGCAGUACAAAUGGAAGCCAAAGGGUUGCACAUUACCAAGGUUAGAUGGAAGAAAUAUGUUGGAAUUGCUGAGAGGAAAACGAUUGGUUUUUGUCGGCGAUUCACUCAACAGAAACAUGUGGGAGUCUUUGAUAUGUAUCCUGAAAAACUUCGUAAAAGAUCCAAGCAAAGUUUAUGAAGCAUCUGGCAAGCGUCAAUUCCGAUCUGAUCCUCAUUUUUCCUUUGUAUUCAAGGAUUAUGACUUCACCGUAGAGUUCUUUGUAUCUCCGUUCUUAGUUCAAGAAUGGCAACUGCGAGAAAAAAACGGAUCAGCGCAUGAAACACUUCGGAUUGACAGAAUGUGGAUACCAGCAGUCAGAUAUAAAACUGCAGACAUUAUUAUCUUUAACACUGGACAUUGGUGGACGCAUCCAAAAACUUCCCAAGGGAAAGACUACUACCAAGAAGGAACACGUGUUCAUCGUGAACUAAAUGUUAUGGAGGCGUUCCGAAAAGCUUUGACCACAUGGUCGAGAUGGGUGGAUGCUAAUGUAAAUCCGGAUAAAUCGCUAGUUUUCUUCAGAGGCUACUCUGCCUCUCAUUUCAGCGGGGGGCAAUGGAAUUCAGGGGGACAGUGUGAUAAUGAAUCAGAGCCGAUAAAGAAUGACCAAUAUCUCACAGAGUAUCCGCCAAUGAUGAAAGUCCUUGAGCAAGUACUGCAAAAAAUGAAAACUCCAGUUUCGUACUUGAACAUUACAAGAUUGACUGAUUAUAGAAAAGAUGGUCAUCCGUCAGUGUAUAGGAAGCAACAAAUGUCGUCCAAGAACAACCGACAAAAUUUGGCAAUCCAAGACUGCAGCCACUGGUGCCUCCCGGGCGUACCAGAUUUAUGGAAUGAGCUUUUAUAUGCAGAACUGUUGGUAAAACAAUACCAGAAGCAACAACGGAAAACGCCGUAGGUAAAAAUAUUACAACACAUAACAUUGCCCCCGUGUGGAGUCCUUGAUAAGUAACUUACAAGUUAAAAUACGCGUACAUUUUCUUCGUCGUUUUAAAGAGAAUUAGCACAAACAGGCAUCCUGAAGAAGAUCAGAUUGAAGGGUGUAUUUUUUUUCCUUAUUACAGAGAAAUGACAGCAAAUGAAGGUUGUUCUUUGUUUAGUGUACAGUGUAAAUCUUCAACCAUACACUAUGUAAGUGAUGAAAUGUAAACAAUUAUUGAAAUUAUUGUGCUCAUGUGAUGCUACUUUUGUCUGA